ACACGACAACCACCGUGCUCGUCAUGACGGCCACCGUGUCAGACCCGACGACCAUCGUGCCGGACACAACGACCAUCAUCGACGAUCGUGUCGGACACGAAGACGGUCGUGCUCGAUACGAUGGCGGUCGUGUUCGACACGACAACGGCCGUGUUCGACACGACGUCGGUCACGACGACGGCCGUGCACGACAACAAGUCGGACACGACGACGAGCGUGUUCGACACGGCGACGGCCGUGUUCGAUACGAUGGGGAUCGUGCUCGACCCGACGCCGAUCGUGUUCGACACGACAACCAGCGUGUUCGACACGACAAGGAUCGUGCUCGACACGAUGACCAUCAUGUUCGACACGACGAUGACCGUGUCGGAAACGACGACGAUCGUGUUUGACAUGACGCCCAGCGUGUUCGACACGACAACGAUCGUGUUCAACACGACGACCGUCGUGUUUGACACGACGACCAGCGUGUCGGACACGACAACGAUCGUGAACGAGUUGUCUAUGUCCGGGAGGGAUAUGUGUUUAGUUCAAAGAAGGGUAGAUGGGAGACUAGAUAUCGUGGUGGGUGGCCAGGUGGAGGACGUUGUCGCAUGGCGCGAGGUCGAGGCUAAAGACGUUUCAAUUCGGGAUGCCAUAGGCGCUUCUCUCGUCGGGAACUCUGGGUUUGUGCGAAUGACAUACAUUUCGGUGUUUGCUGAGAUGGCGCAGCAGCUGACCUUCGGAUCGCCAAUUAGCGUGUUGAAUGGCCGCAACGGCGUGAUUGCUCCACGUAGUCGGUAGAUAGCCUUCGUCAUAAAGAAUGGCCGAAACGGCAUACUGAAUGGCCGAAAUGGCCGCAACGGCGAGAUUGUUCCCGUAG
Molecule: messenger RNA, 862 nt
Organism: Chara braunii
Lineage: Eukaryota; Viridiplantae; Streptophyta; Charophyceae; Charales; Characeae
Source: the annotation of a GenBank genome assembly